Messenger RNA from Salmo salar (Atlantic salmon), 642 nucleotides. RefSeq names its product EH domain-binding protein 1. NCBI's taxonomy places the organism in Eukaryota, Metazoa, Chordata, Actinopteri, Salmoniformes, Salmonidae. The record is from RefSeq and is marked provisional.
CGCAGCAAACGCAAGUGCUGCGGCAACAGACUGGUGUUUCCCCAAGCAGUGAGGACAGAGGGGAACUGUGGAGAGGAUUUAUACCAAUGUCUCUUGAGAAAAUAACAUUAUAGUCUCCAAACAUGACUUCAGUUUGGAAGAGACUUCAGCGUGUCGGCAAGAAAGCCUCGAAAUUCCAGUUUGCGGCGACUUUUCAAGAACUGACGGUAGAAUGCACGAAGAAAUGGUAAGUGAACAUAAUUUACAUUUUAGUCAUUUAGCAUACGCUCUUAGGCUUAUCCACAGCAAAUUACAGAAGCAAUUAGGGGUAAGUGCCUUGAUCAAGGGCACAUCGAUAGGUUUUUCACGUAGUCAGAUCGAGGAUUCGAUCCAGCGACCUUUCGGUUACUGUCCCAACGCUCUUAAGAGCAAGGCUACCUGCCACCCUUUACUGGAUUUAGCCUUGAUAAAGUUGUCAUGUAUGAACCGAUAAAACACAACCUCGUGGGGUUUGAAACUUUUGUCACCUUGUCCUUCAUUUCCUGUCCCCUGCUUGAGAUGUCAUUUAAUCAGGUCAUACUUUCAGAUUCAUAUUUGGUUUGUGUGCAAUGCGCAAUGAUAUGUUUGUUGUCCGUUUAUUACUGCUAUCACAUUGACUCCCCC